CCUUCGCAGCCCUUUUGGUUUUGUUGUAAUCGUUUUUCCCACCAGAUAAUAAGUGUGGGUAGAUAGGCGGUUUUGUAUAUAGAUCCAUGUAUGUAGGGCUUUUCAUGUUGUUUUGAGUUAUACUGCGUAAUUCUGAAAAAGACAUGAAAAAGGGAGGCGAUUUGGAAGCAGUUCGCAUAAGCAGAACAGCCACGAACGCAGUGGGGCAGCGAAGCAGAGGUGGCGCUGGAGGUAAGGGCGGACAUGAGGCUUGUAGUGACGGCCAAGAAACAAUUUUUGGUGAUGGAAAUUAGGUUUUCGGCUUUUGGGCCGAAAAUCUAGGGUUUCCGUCGGCUGAAACUGUUUUGGCCAUAACUUUUGCCUCGGUUGUCCGUUUUCAGCCCAUGAUACCUUUUCGGAAACGGGAGGACGAGAUCUACACGAAUUACAGCUACGCCGUAACGGCGAAUGCCGCAGCCAAAUUCGAUCGUCUUCACGAAGUUUUCGCGACUUCUUCCCGAGGCGGCCCGGUUCCAGUUUUUCCAUCGCGUGAGAGGCCGAUGUCUAGCAUCUGUCCGCGCCCCUUUUAAUCCUUUAUCAAAAUGUCGUUCAAUCCACUUAUGACUGUUCUCAAUCAAAACAAACUCGUUGGUCCGAAUUAUUUGGACUGGAAACGAAAUCUGGACAUUGUCCUUGCUGCGGAUGACUAUAAAUUCGUCCUAAGCACCCCUGCUCCAGCAGACUUAACUGAGGAAUCCACUGAAGAGGAAAGGGAGGCUCAUCGGAAGUGGCAUAGGGCUGAUCAAAUGAGCCGUUGCUACAUAUUGGCGUCAAUAACCAAUAUGUUGCAAUUGCAGGUUGAAAAGUUGCCUACUGCUACUGACAUGAUGUUGAGCCUCAAGGAGCUCUUUGGUGAGUCAGAUAGGGCUGCUCGAUUUGAGGCAAUGAGGAAGAUUAUGACUUCCUUCAUGCCAGAGGGAACUUCUGUGCGUGAGCAUGUUCUCAAGAUGAUGGAAAAUCUGAAUGAGAUAGAGCUGCUCGGGGGUCAAAUCGAUGCUGACACCAAGAUCGAUAUGAUCCUGCACUCACUCCCUAAGUCCUACGAGAAUUUCCGUCUCAACACAAUCCUGACCAAGAAGGACUAUACUUUAGCCGAGCUUCUUGUGGAUUUGGUUGCAGCGGAGGGACUCAUGGGUAGGACUCCACAGGCGCUGUUUUCUGCGCAGUCUGGACCUUCUUCGUCGAAAGAUGGGAAGAAGAAAAAGCCUGCCAAGAAAAAGGGUGCUGCAAAUACAAGACAGGACAUUGGAAAGCUGAUUGUCCCCUUCUGA
Messenger RNA from Andrographis paniculata, 1310 nucleotides. RefSeq lists its product as uncharacterized. The transcript is spliced from 3 exons. The coding region runs from base 582 to 1310 and encodes 242 amino acids. The record is from RefSeq and is a predicted model, not a curated record. Lineage: Eukaryota; Viridiplantae; Streptophyta; Magnoliopsida; Lamiales; Acanthaceae.